Pocillopora verrucosa is the source of this 1716-nucleotide messenger RNA. RefSeq lists its product as uncharacterized. Lineage: Eukaryota; Metazoa; Cnidaria; Anthozoa; Scleractinia; Pocilloporidae. Gene Ontology annotation, biological process: intracellular signal transduction. The record is from RefSeq and is a predicted model, not a curated record.
CGAUUCCCGCGAAAUUCCCGCGCCCGAGGGGCAAAAACACCUGCAAAGAAAUUAACACUGAUGAAAAAGCGGCUUUAAGGGUUUCAAAUGAGCAAUACACGUAUGGAAUAGGAGAGGCAAGUAACCGCGGUAAAGAGAGGUUGUUAACUUGUGUGACCCCGUGCAUCCUUCUUUAUUUUGGUCCUAGUUCUCUCGGAUGCUGCCACGAUCACAUCGUUACGGUGGCCACCGUACAUCGUUACUUGGGGGUACCCGCUAGAACAUGAAAGUCAAUCAAAAUAACUGUGUUUCUGUGAUAAACAUCCCAGAGUAUGUUGCAAAAUGUGUUUGUGGUUUUGAUUACAAUCCAGCUUUGGAUUUGUAUGCAACGUUUAGUUUCGAAGAUGGUAUAUCAGUUUGGGAUCCCAGUGAUGGACAAGUUGUUGUCAGAUUUGAAGACUCGGAUGAAAUCCUCUCUUUCCUGCUCUUUUUACCGGGAAAUCGCCUUGCUAUGAGCUCUUCGUGCCCAAAUCAUGGAGGUAUCAUCGAAAUCUGUACUUUUGAGGAAGACAAAUCUAUGUCUGAUAAAUUUGAAAUCGAUUCUAAAGAUCUCCCCCUAGAUCUACCAGGAGCCAUUGCUUUGUCUCCAGGAGGGAAUAUUCUUCUCUCUGGGGAAAUUUAUGGAGAUCUUUUCGAAAUCUUCAUUGAUUGGGCUAAUUCAAAAGUUCUGAAAUCAAGAGAAAUUGUUUUUCCAAACGAAGGGACCGUGGUAAUCGAAGAAGAUGUGACAACAGAACUACUUUCUUGCUCUCAGGAUUUCGGUGUUGUACAGUGCAACUUUCAUCAACCUCACUUCGAAUCCGACUCUUUCUACGAAUUGUUAGCUGCAAAAGUGAAUUUACACAUUGAAGGGGAGGCUCAGAUCCAGGGUCACGAGAAAAUCACAUAUUAUGUGCUUAAUGGAGAAGAAAAACGAAUCUCACCGCACGAUUGUCUUGGUGGACUUGUUCACGAUGGACAAAAUCUUAUCAUUGCAAAUGAAGAUGAAAUUGUGUUGUUGGAGUCAGCAACAGAAGGGAGCGAUGCACAUGUGAUUGCAUCAGGAGUUAAACCUUCACAAAUAAGGAUAAACCAUGAAGGCCAAUUGAUGGUCUGUGAGAAAAACACCAUCAAGUUGUUUGAAUACAAGAAUGAAGUCAAGUCACUGCAGAGAUUGUGCCGACAUAAUAUCAGAGAAACAAUUGGCACUAAUUGUGCUGAAAGAGUAAAAAAUUUAGAAAUUUCAUCUUUACUGAAAGAUUAUUUGUUGUACAAAAUUAAAUGAACCAUAAAUGUGUUUAAAAUACUGUAUCUACAUCUGUUUUCCCAAUAAACAGAUUAACUACCAUUUUCAAAAUAAAAAUUACUCUUAAUUAGUCUGUUUCAGGCUAUUAGUUUGUGGAGAUGUGCCUAAGAGUGGGAUAAGCAACAAACAACUGAUGUGGUCAUCACAGAAAUGAUCCCUGCUAUUUUUUGUACACACACUAUUUGUUUUCAGUAAUCAUAUGGCUGGCAGGGGUCACAUUACUCUCUUCACUUACCACAAAGGCACAGAAAUAAUUGUUUUAAAACUGAGAGAAAAUUAAAAAUGGUUAUCUUGGGGUGCCCUCUUGACCUGGUGUUGAGCACACAUAGCAAUAACCAUUAUGACAGUUUUAAUGAAGUGUUUUUGAGCUUGUUUUAUAAACAUGACUUUAC